This is a messenger RNA of Coprinopsis cinerea okayama7#130, 351 nucleotides long. RefSeq lists its product as hypothetical. The record is from RefSeq and is a predicted model, not a curated record. NCBI's taxonomy places the organism in Eukaryota, Fungi, Basidiomycota, Agaricomycetes, Agaricales, Psathyrellaceae. Bases 1 to 351 code for a protein of 116 amino acids. The transcript has 3 exons.
AUGGGGGGAGGGUUGAGGGUCAUGGGGAGGUGGAAGGUGGUGGGAUGGGAGUGGGUUCCAGACCUUCCGGUGUGGCUUCAGGGGCGAAGGAUGAAAAAGGGGGAGAAAGGGAAGGAGGGGGAUGCGAAAGGGAAAGGAAAAGCAAAGGAGGUGGAAGGGAUGGGAGAGAGUGGGAUGGAGGAAGUACGGAUACAUUUUGCUGGUCUCUUACCCGGUCUUGCGAGGUGGAGUCAGUUGGCGUUGAGAGUGUACCUAAUGAGUUUGUUGAUACGUUACUGGCGACGUAUGAAGUCCCGGUUCUUUCGGCGAUUGUGUUUGGGAGGUUUGAGGAUGCCGUUGGGGAUGAGUUAG